GUAAAAUUAAGUAGAACGACAAAGUAUAACGAUCACUAUCAAAAUGUUCUAAUCUUUGACCCGGAUGAUAUAAAUAUUUUGUUGGUUUUAGUCGUAUACUACAAUUAAAAUGGUGUAUUAUAGAAUGUAGGAUUAACGUUAACAUUGAAGCCAAAUGAGAGAAGAGAUUGAAAGGCUAAUAAGUCAAAUAAAAUGGCUUUUGUAUUAGGAUAUACGGGAGAGACAGGGAAGGCAUUAGUUAAAGAGCUCAGCAAGAGAACACUGUUUAAAAAAAUAGUUCUUAUUGGAAGAAGAGAAGUUCAGCUAGACAAGGAUUUGGGUCCGGAAUUUGAACAAAGGGUUGUUGAUUUUGAACGAUUGAACGACCACAAAGAUACAUUUGAAGGUCUAGAUACAGGAUUUUGUUGUAUUGGAACAACCAGAGGAAAGGCAGGAAAAGAUGGAUAUAUAAAAGUUGACCAUGAUUACGUAGUUAAUUCAGCAGAGGUAGCGAAAUCUGUAGGAUGCAAACACUUCUUAUUGGUGACUGCUUAUGGAGCGAAUAAGGACAGUUCAUUCUUGUAUCCUAAAACAAAGGGGAAAGUAGAAGAAGAAUUAAAAGCCUUGGAAUUUGACAGAUUGUCAAUUUUUAGACCAGGGAUGUUGUUAUGUGACAGACAAGAGAGUAGACCCGGUGAAUCUGUCUUACGAUUCUGUUUUAAAGCGAUGCCGAAUUUUGUGAUAAAGGCGACGGCUAUUAGUACGGACAAUUUAGCUAAAGCUAUGGUGAACAGAGUUUCUGAACAGUCAUCUGAAAAAAUUGAAAUCAUUGAAAAUAAACAGCUAUAUGAUUUUUUAUGAAAAGCAAUUUACGAGCUGAAUCUUAAUUAUCCUUAACUGGUGUUCGAUAGACUAUUUUCAUAUUACCAAAUUUAGUACUCGGGUCAAGAACUUUAUCAGAGCAACUAAAAGAAGUAAAAUCAAUCUUACAAUCGGUGCAAAAGUCUAUUUAUAAUGACUUUUUUUGUAUUUUAUAUUGAUAUGUUAUUUUUGUUAUUUUGACAAAACAUGACAAUUUC
Messenger RNA from Mytilus californianus (California mussel), 1058 nucleotides. RefSeq names its product oxidoreductase HTATIP2-like. The coding region runs from base 193 to 840 and encodes 215 amino acids. Gene Ontology annotation, biological process: import into nucleus. Gene Ontology annotation, cellular component: cytoplasm. The record is from RefSeq and is a predicted model, not a curated record. The transcript has 6 exons. Lineage: Eukaryota; Metazoa; Mollusca; Bivalvia; Mytilida; Mytilidae.